ACAGACAGUGUGAAUUAGGCACUAAGCUGUUUGCAUGUCAGCCGUUACAUAUCAGUGUGUUGAUCUGUGGAUCUGUUCACGUCCGUGCACCGCAGCAGCAGCAGCCGUUGGCCGCGCGCAUCUGUCUGCAGGAGCAGGCACACAGACCUGGCGAUGAUGGCGGACUGUGUUGGCUUUCAAGCGCAAAUCGCCUCUAUUAUAGAGAUAUUGGCCAAUUCGGCGGUGACAGAGAUCUGCAAACUGGUGGACGAUAGCUACGCGGCUCUGCGCUCCCAGAUGGACCAGGAGCGGGAGAGGAGCGAGAAGGAAAACAAUGUCCUGCGGCAGAAACUGCGAGACAUGGACGUGAAAAUGCGGAGCUACGAGAGGAAAAUGAGAAGACGGAGCCAGCGGGAGGAAAUGCACGCCGUUCAUUUUAGGCUACCCGAAGGAUGUGAGGACCAUCAGCCUGUGGUGCCACCUCUUCCCACCGCCUCUGAAGACAAACCCUUCCAUCACAUUUCAAAGCAGGAGGACAUCAACGUGCCACUAGUGAAGCAGGAGAAAAUGGAGCGAGACGACUGCAACCUGGACCUCAAAGUGGAGGUCAACAUCAGGGCAGAGUGUGGCCUGUCUACUGCCCUGGGGCCCAGUGAAGAACCUCCCUCUGAUGUUCUCAACACCAGUGUCACCAAUGUCACCUCAUCCACCACCCCACCCUCAUCCUCCCCCACUGACGCCACAAUGGACCUGACCUGCAGGCCUCGAGCAAAACGCAAAGCCACCAAGCCUCUGACAGUCAGCAGUGGGGGGGUCCCAGCCCCCGAAUCUGCUCACAGAGACCUUGUAGGGAGCCAAACAGAUGGGGCUCUGAAGCCAGAGAUACAGACAGAUGAUAAUUCACAAAAUGAACUUCAUCCAUCUCAGCUGUCGGCCCCUGUAGCCUCUGAUGAGCCCAGUCCUGACCGCCUCAACAGCCUGGGCCUAGACCUCGCCUGGAUGCAGGAAAGGGUCAGCCAUCUUGGUGCAGCAUAUGCAGUAGCACAGCUGGGUUUGGGGAACACAGAAACUGGCCACCCCUCAGCCUCCUUCCCCUCACAGGGAGGAGGAGACAGUCUAGAUGGCCCUCCAACCAUGCUCUUCACAGGCGGCGCUCAUGAAAUGGCUGCUUUUGCUGCCUCCUUUGACAUUGCUGCUGCUGCCGCCGCUGCUGCUGCUGUAGUAGCGCCACCGCCUCCGCCACCGCCUCCACCACCUCCGCCUACAGCACCUUCUGCCACCACCACCAGCCAGAGGCGGCCUUACAGGAGCAGCGCUGCUGCAACUAAAGAACCUGUGGUGUGCGCUGUGUGCGGCCGUGUCUUCCCAAGUGCAGCCGCCCUGGAGCUGCACCAACGGGUGCACACAGGGGAGAGACCCUUCACCUGUCCCCAUUGUGGAAAGGGCUUUGCCCAGCCCAACAACCUGCGGGUCCACCUCCUCAUCCACACUGGGGAGAGGCGUUAUCGAUGUACGCUGUGUGGGAAGAGUUUCAUCUCGUCCAGCCACCUGAAAAGGCAUCGCACAGUUCACACACAGGAGAAGCCCUACAGCUGUUCACGCUGUGGACAGUCCUUCAGCCAAAUGUGUAGCGUUCGCAGACACCGGCAACAGUCCCAGUGUGGCCUGUAGACUGCUGUAGACUGACUGCUGAGGGAAGUGGAUGGCAUCUGGAAGUGAUCCUCGUACAGUCUGGACUCUAAAGGGCGAGUGAUUGAAAUCCCUUUGUAUGGGAAUUCUUGCAUCGUGUGUAAGCAUGAAAAAAUGAGAAGGGAGGCUGUGUCCUGUGAUAUCAUGGCACGUAGAGUUGAUAUUUGUCCUAAAUCAUAACAGUCAUAUGUAUAUUCUGUUUAAAGGUCUUUUUCCACUGUCUCAACCUUUUCUUACUCCCUGUUUCAAACUGAGAGAGGAUCACAGGGUGGACCACAAAAGAGUGCCUCAGACAGUGUUGAUAACACUUAAUCUAUCCAUUUGUCAUUAAUGGUCUUGUUUGUGACGAUGGGGUUUACAUAUGUAACCCUCAUGGGCUUAUCCAGGAGGGAGAGGGUCAUAGUUUAUCUUUGGUCAUUUUGGUUGAUGAUGACGGCACAUAGCCAUCAAGCCAGUGUAACUGAACUGCCCACUGACCUCCUGGUCAGAACCAUAUUUGUAACACCUGCCAGGCAUAGUGUGUAAGUAAUAAGCUGAGUUAUAAUAAAAUUUACUGUUAAAAUUCAUCAGAUGUUAAGCACCUGCUACUAACAAAAUCUAUUCUUGCCUUAUUCUACUGUGAUUUAUAAAACCAGAUUCACAUUUCUAAUCACUUCCAGCUUUUGUUUGUUUUAGGACUGCUGGUACUCCAAGAAAAAAAAUCUCACACUUUAAAGUGUUAAUAUGAAAGUGUGUGGAGUUCUGAAUGACGUAUUUAUGUUUUUGGUGCGACUAACCACGUCCUGGACCUACCUCUGUAGUGGACACAAAUUAUUUAUUGUAUAUCUUCCUUUCUGACUGUGGGUAAGACGACAAGUAAGUGUAUUCUGCAAAAUUUCAGACUCUUCCUUUAAAGCACUUUAAAUGUUUCCAUAACUAAAUGUUAAAGCCACGGGCAAAAUUUGGAGGCAUUGAUUUCUUUCUUUAGUUCCAUGAUUUAUUUAUCAAAUAUAGUCCACUUUGUUAAUCAUAUUGCUACAGAAUCAUUAAUGACAGGCCUUUCAGAGAUAGUCUGUGUUGAAUGGUAAAUGUUGCAACUUGAAUAAAUCUUGUAGUGCAGGCCUGCAAAUUCUCAUGUAUGAUUUUGUUCAUGUUAACAUUUGUCCCAGACAAACUGACCUCUAGGUUUCCAGAAUUGGGAAGUGAAAUCAGAAUAUUUAAUUUUUUAGGUACAAAGCCCAAUUGAUGUAGGCCUGCAAUGUUUUAAUCCCCUUUUCUCAACCUUUCACUUUGAAGCCUGAGUUGUCACAGUCUUGUUAAUGUUAAGCAUUCUUUGCUCUCAAUUAAAUAUCAAAGAACAAAGGAAUGUAAAAAGAUGUAAAGUAAAAACCAUAUAUAUCAAAGUCUUGUUUGUAUGUGUAGGUGUUUGGAUGUAAUUGGCACCAGCUAUAGGGUGCACAGCUAAAACAAAUAUUUUGCCUUUUAGUAUUCUUUCAUGACAUGUUCCAGUAUUCAAAAUGUAUGGGUAUCAUUAAACAUGUAAAUGGUUUGCAAUGAACUUGGCUGUGUUGUGGGC
Molecule: messenger RNA, 3223 nt
Organism: Chelmon rostratus (copperband butterflyfish)
Lineage: Eukaryota; Metazoa; Chordata; Actinopteri; Chaetodontiformes; Chaetodontidae
Product: zinc finger protein 316-like
Exons: 4
Coding region: 154-1650 (498 amino acids)
Biological process (GO): regulation of transcription by RNA polymerase II
Cellular component (GO): nucleus
Molecular function (GO): DNA-binding transcription factor activity, RNA polymerase II-specific; RNA polymerase II cis-regulatory region sequence-specific DNA binding
Source: RefSeq, a predicted model, not a curated record